AUGGCCUCAUUAGAUAAAUCAUUCGUAGAAAAUAGUGCAUGGAAAGCUGAUCUUUUCAAAGGAAAAGUGAUAUUCGUAACUGGAGGGGCUGGAACAAUUUGUCGUGUUCAAACCGAAGCCAUGGUCUUGUUAGGUGCUAAUGCUGCUAUUAUAGGUAGAAACCCAGAGAAAACAACAAAGGCAGCUAAAGAGAUUGAGCAAUUGAGACCGGGGGCAAAGGUUUUAGGUGUCGGAAAUGUUGAUGUUAGAGAUAUCAACAGUAUCGUCGGCGCAGUUGAGAAGACAGUCAAUGAAUUGGGUAGAAUUGAUUUUGUCAUUGCCGGAGCUGCUGGUAAUUUUAUUGCCGAUUUCAAUCAUUUGUCAUCUAAUGCGUUUAAGUCUGUUAUAUCUAUUGAUUUGUUAGGAUCUUUUAAUACUGUCAAAGCUUGUUUUGAUCAAUUGAGAAAAAACAAAGGGUCCAUUAUAUUCGUCAGUGCCACAUUACAUUACUAUGGUGUUCCUUUCCAAUCACAUGUCGGAGCAGCUAAGGCAGGUGUUGAUGCGUUAUCCAACGCAUUGGCUGUGGAACUAGGCCCAAUUGGUAUUCGCUCUAAUUGUAUUGCCCCAGGUCUCAUUGAUGGCACCGAGGGCUUCGCUAGAUUAGCUCCUCCAGGUGGUCCUCCUUUGGAAAAGAAGGUUCCUUUACAAAGAUUAGGUACUGCUAGAGACAUUGCUGAGUCCACCGUAUAUUUAUUCUCCCCUGCUGCAAGUUACGUAACAGGAACGAUUCAGGUUGUAGAUGGUGCUGCAUGGCAUAUUGGUCUGUACAUGGGUGAUUUAUACCCAAGUGUUGUCAAGCAACAAAACAGCGAUCCAAACUCAAAGUUAUGA
Molecule: messenger RNA, 870 nt
Organism: Debaryomyces fabryi
Lineage: Eukaryota; Fungi; Ascomycota; Pichiomycetes; Serinales; Debaryomycetaceae
Gene: SPS20
Product: Sps20p
Exons: 1
Coding region: 1-870 (289 amino acids)
Biological process (GO): fatty acid catabolic process
Molecular function (GO): 2,4-dienoyl-CoA reductase (NADPH) activity
Source: RefSeq, a predicted model, not a curated record